GCUUGAUGGGCCCGUGACGCCGGCCGUUUGGGGACGCAGAAGACAGGCCUACGAGUAACCGGGAAGGAAAGAAAGGACAGGAAGUUCCGUACCGCCAUAGAGCCACUCUUCCUCCUCAUCCCCUCCGGUCCCGCCGCUCAGGUCCGACACUAGGCGCUCGACCUCGCCGGCCGACAUGGCCGCCCCGAGCACAACUUAAAGGCAGCGAUCAACAGCCCCCUCAAACCCUUUCCCCAGCCUCGCUGCCCAGGGGCACGAGAGGGGCGCGAACCCCCAGCGAGCAACCCAAGAAAGCGCGCGAGUUAAAUCCAGGUUGGGCGGCCGUGGCGGCAAAGAUGAAGACUCCAGCGCAGGUUCCCUCAGAAAGGUCAAGCAUAUGGAAAGCACUCGAGUAAUCCUUUAGCUAAUUGUUGAUUGUUCGUGCAGAGGACCUUGAAAUGACAUAAGCUUGCUCUAAUGGCAAUUGGAAAUAAUUGAGGGCUAUUUUGGAUAGAGAAUAAGGUACUACAGAGCUCUUCUCCCCAGCCCUGCCCCUGCUUCCUGGAUUCGUGCUCUUUCUACAGCCAAUCAUCGUUCCUGACGUCAUCACCGUGCGCCAUUAGUGGGGGCGUCAGAUGAAGGACCACGUGUACCGUGUUGACUGUCAAAGUCUCCGGGAGACCAAUUUCCGGAAGCGGUGAGUUCUGAGAAGUUCCUGCACCUGAGUUCUCCACGAAUCCACGAAUCCCCAACCAUGAGCGCCCCAGGCGUGCUGUCCUUUACCCAGCAAGGCUGGGAGCAGGUGCUCGCCAAAGUGAAACGGGCACUGGUCUAUCUGGACGCCGCCUGCGCCGAGAGCCUUCACUGGGGCUGCGGAUCCACGCGCCUCCUGGAAGCUGUGGGGGGACCUACGUGUCAUCUGCGGGAGUUCGAGCCCGGCGCGGCUGGCGGCGGAGCCAAUCAGCCCAAGGCGGUGUUUGUACUAAGCUGCCUGUUGAAAGGCCGGACCGUGGAGACUCUACGGGACAUUAUCAGCCGCAGUCACUUCCAGUAUUGUGUGGUGGUCACGGCCGUGAGCCACGCUGUCCACCUCACGGCCAACCAUGUGCCGGCAGCGGCAGUGGCCGAGCUGGAGGGGCAGCAGCCAGUGUUUGAGCAGUUGGAAGAGAAGCUGUGUGAGUGGAUGGGCAACAUGAACUACACUGCAGAGGUGCUGAAUGUACCAUUGUUGCUCUCCCCUGUUGCUCCCCACCUUGCCUUGACUCCAGCCUUUGCUUCUCUCUUUCCACUGCUACCCCAGGACGUGCAUCUCCUUAAUAGUGCACGACCAGAAAAGAGGAGGCUGGGAAGCCUGAGUGAGGUGGAUGCCACUGCCCUGACCCCUGAACUGCUGCUGCAGAUCAGGUGCCUGGUGUCAGGCCUCAGUUCUCUGUGUGAGCACUUAGGGGUAAGGGAAGAGUGUUUUGCUGUUGGUUCCCUCAGUCGGAUCAUCGCUGCAGAUCUGGCCAAUUAUGCCCCUGUAAAGAACAGAAGGAAGAAUGCAUCAGGCAGGGCAUCAGUGGUCUUUGUGGACAGAACUCUGGAUCUCACAGGAGCAGUUGGACAUCAUGGAGACAACUUAGUAGAGAAGAUAAUUUCAGUGCUUCCGCAGCUUCCAGGGCACACAAAUGAUGUGAUGGUUAACAUGAUGGAACUCACUGCAUUGCAGACUCAAGAGGAGAAUUAUAAUAUAGUUGCACCAGGCUGUCUCGCACAAUCUAAUGACCCCGCAGCCAGAACCCUCUGGGAAGCCUUACUGAACACCAAGCACAAAGAGGCGGUGAUGGAAGUUCGGAGACAUCUAGUGGAAGCUGCAAGCAGAGAAAACCUGCCAAUCAAGAUGAGCAUGGGGAGAGUCACGCCGGGGCAGCUCACAUCCUAUAUUCAGCUCUUCAGGAACAGUUUCAAAGCUCUAAUGAAUCAUUGUGGUCUCCUACAGCUUGGGCUGGCCACAGUUCAAACUCUGAAACACCCGCAGACUGCCAAAUGGGACAACUUUCUGGCUUUUGAAAGGCUCCUUCUCCAGAACAUUGGGGAGUCAACGAUGCCUGUUGUGUUAAAUCAGCUUCUGCCCAUGAUUAAGCCUUUGAACCAAAGGACCAAAGAUGACUACAGCCCUGAAGAGCUGUUGAUACUUCUCAUAUACAUUUAUUCUGUCACUGGAGAAUUCACAGUAGACAAAAACCUGGGUGAGGCUGAAGGAAAAGUGAAGAAAGCAUUGGCUCAAGUCUUCUGUGAGGAACCUGAGUUAUCACCUUUGCUGCAAAAAAUCACAGGCUGUGACUCUUCAAUUAACCUGACAUUGCACAAAUCCAAAAUUGCUGUGGAUGAACUCUUCACUUCACUUCGGGAUAUUGCUGGAGCUCGGAAUCUCAUGAAACAGUUUAAGUCUGUGUAUGUUCCUGGAAAUCAUACCCACCAGGCAUCCUAUAAGCCGUUGUUAAAGCAGAUCGUGGAGGAAAUAUUUAAUCCCGAGAGGCCAGAUCCCGUUGAUAUUGAACACAUGUCUUCAGGCCUCACUGAUCUCCUUAAAACGGGAUUUAGCAUGUUCAUGAAGGUGAGCCGGCCUCAUCCCAGCGACCACCCUCUCCUGAUCCUCUUCGUGGUGGGUGGAAUCACGGUCUCAGAAGCCAAAAUGGUCAAAGAUCUUGUGCUGUCCCUGAAGCCAGGAACCCAGGUGAUUGUGCUGUCCACACGACUCCUGAAACCACUUAACAUUCCUGAGCUAUUAUUUGCAACUGACCGGCUGCAUCCAGACCUUGGCAUCUGAGCAUCUGCUAAGAAGAUAAGACCCUACACUAACAAACCAAAGUGUCCCUGUUACUAAUUGUGGGUAUGAUUGAAUUCUUCCUGAUAACCAGACACAGAGGUACUCUUCUUGGAUUGCUGUGAUUCUUCAAAAAACUAUUUUUUUUAUUGUUGGAAAAGUGUCAGGUUGUCUUUCAGCUACCCUAAUUAGUGAUAAUUAGUGAUAAUUCCCAUUUAUCCUUAACCCUCUAUUUGUAAUCUUCCUGAUUCUGCUUGCAAGUUCAUUAAUUCCAAAUAAAUGCCUUUUGGCACAUGUUGGUAGAUUACAAGUCCUCUGAUGUGAAGCUGUUCAAGGAGAAGCCAGGCAUGCUUUAGAAUUACGAGUGUGAGAAAAGUUUGGUUUGCCUUAAUAUUAUCUAACUGAGGAGGGCACAUUACAAAUAGGGUCUGAGGCUUUGUUUCUCUCUUGAUCUGAAACAUUUCUGAAAAGGCAGGGAAGGGGGAGGGUGAUAGCCAGGCCAGCACUGGUAGUCUGAGUCCAUUAUAAAUCAUCUGGCCUUAACAAAGGGCUGCAUUGUUCCAGCUCGCUCACGGGGCAGGGCUGCCAGCCUGCUUGGAACGGUAGUGAGAGCGCGGCUGAUUGGGGGGUUGUCUUUGCUUAUAAAAGGCUUCCUCCCUUCCCAAAGGCCCCAUUACAAGAUAUCUGGUCCCCAGGAGUCUCAGUUGUAACCCCAACCCCCCUCUGACCUUUGUGUUUUCAAAUUUGCAUUGAAAUAUAAAGCUUUCUUUUC
Molecule: messenger RNA, 3557 nt
Organism: Choloepus didactylus (southern two-toed sloth)
Lineage: Eukaryota; Metazoa; Chordata; Mammalia; Pilosa; Megalonychidae
Gene: SCFD2
Product: sec1 family domain containing 2
Exons: 11
Coding region: 734-2788 (684 amino acids)
Biological process (GO): vesicle-mediated transport; intracellular protein transport
Source: RefSeq, a predicted model, not a curated record